GGGAAAGACUGGCGGUGUUAGCAGGUGGGGGUAGGCAGUCGUACCGGUAAUGAGGGAUUUCAAUAGGUAAAUUAGCCAUAUUUGAGUGAAAGAGAGAGGCAUGAGCACUUCUAGGACACUGCAAAAGAGCAGAAUCAGUAACAGUUCACGGUGACUUGGAAAACACUACAACUUGUAAAGCGUAUCACAAGAAGAAGUUCGCAAUGGCAGGAGGGAAGUCCGUAACUGUAGUUGACCCGAAGUCGGUCGGUUCAGACGAAUACAAACGAAGACGACAGUCUACGGAAAAUCAGAUGUAUUAUUUGUACAUAUUCGUAGCUUUCAUCGUGUCCAGUUCAUGGCUGCUCGGGACUUUUGAAUUCUCUUUCCUUUGGGUGUUCUUACUGUCGGCAAUUUUGUUUACGGUAUGGAAAACGCAGGUCACACAACUUGUCAGACGACAUCUGCAACUGGAAGAAGUAAUGGUGCAUAGGAAAAGAGCACUAAGGAAUAGUGAGACAACAGAGUGGCUUAACUUUAUCAUCAACAGGUGGUGGGUGUUUAGCUCCUCCACAAUUGAAGACCUCAUCAAGAAGAGGCUAGACUCCAGACUGGCAACUGUCAAACCAACAUUCAUCAAUCAGAUCGAGCUGUUCAGUUUCAUGAUUGGUGAGGAGACCCCUCAUCUGAAAAACGUCACAGUGUUUGAGUUUGACGAUGGUUACCCAGGUGGUCAGAAGCCAAUCAACUGGCGCACUGUCAUGCAGCCUCCGUUUGGCCUUCACAAGUUGUCAUCGUUUAAAGUGGUUGUGGAGGCAGACCUAGCUCUUCAUAGCAACGACUUUAAGAUGACAUUCCGCUCCUUGCUUGGAGUCAACAGAGCAAGUAUCCUGGUUGAUUCCGCUGUAGAAAAUCUCAACAUCACUGGCCGCGUUCAGAUCAUCAUUCAUCUUAGUAUGGACGUGCCCUUUCCUCAUAUCUCCAAGGCAACAGUCUUCUUCACCGAAACCCCCGAAGUGUGGUUUAAUGUGCGCAGCAUGAAGGCAUUACAACUCAUGCAGAUACCAUUGCUGAAAACCUGGAUAUAUACUCAUGUCAUGGAAGGAUUCACUGCAGCUCUAGUGGAUCCUGGGAGAGUUGACCUCUCUCUAGCCAAGGCAGGACCUGUCUACUCACCUCUUCAAAAACUCACACCUAAACCACUGGCCCAGGGUGUUCUGACCAUUAGACUCAAAGGAAAACAUGCACCUAAACAAUCAGAUUCCAGUGACAUUCUGUAUCAUGUUGUGAAAUGUCGCGAGCGUAAACGGACCACCCACGAGGUGUAUGCUAAUGAGGAAUGGGAGGCCUACUGCUCGUUCUUCAUCUAUGACCUGGCGAAAGACAGGAUCUCGGUGAAGAGGAAGUGUAAACGUCUUCUGACCAGUGUCACCCUGGAGGAAAUUGACCUACCCCUCUCAAAAUACCCUCUGCAGGUCAAGAAAAAAGUAAGCACUGAUAUUGAGGGUAAAGAUGGAAGUGUCAUCACCCUGUUCAUGGAUUAUGACAGCCUACCCCCUAUAAACCUAAAUGAACCAGCUCCAAAGUCUGAUGCUGAUGCUGCUAAGCACUUGCCUGUAGAAGAACCCACUUCUGAGGUCUCUGGAGUGAUGUAUGUUGCAAUUCACUCUGCCUCCAACGUGCUGAUAUCUGACAAAGGAGGAGCCUCUGACCCCUACUGUGUCCUCUUCUGCGAUCGCUCUAGGGUGCUUACUACACCCUAUGUAGCUCAAACAAGAAACCCAAAGUGGGAAUCCAAUGUGGAAUUUUUUGUCAGAAACUUUUCAAAGAUGUCGCUGUCUUUCUAUGUGUAUGAUUGGGACGGAACCAGUGUCAUUGAUGAUGACUUCCUGGGUUCUGCACAUUUGUCACUCACAAGGAACCAGCCUAAGGUGAUCAAGAAGGUAUUGACCCUGGGAUAUAACCAACCUGCUGAGGGUCAUGUGGAGAACAAAUCAUUCGGGUGUAUAACAGUGUCUGCAGUGUUCAGACCAGUGUCUGCCGUGGCACAGUCAGAGAAAUACAGAGAAUAUUACGAAGGCUGGACCUCAGAUAAUCUGUACAAGGAGGGAGAAGUCAGACAAAAUGUUCCACUUCAUCAGUCCACCCCACUUCAGCCUCUGGGACGACCACCCAAUCACCCCUCAGAGGGUAGCGAUAUGACACAUGGGCAGGGCACCAAAAAACAAUCACCAAUGCAGAUGGCUGCUGCCGUAUUAGAAGACAAACUGUUGGUGGAACUUCACAUACUCCAGGCCAAGGAACUGAUGGGAGCAGACAGAAAUGGAAUGAGUGAUCCGUAUGUGGAGGUGAAGAAAGGAAAGAAGAAGCUGUAUGAGACGAGUGUGAAGAAGAAGACCUUAACACCACAGUGGAAUGAAAAUGUCACCUUCAUGUUACCGGAUGAAAAAGAACACCUGGAGAUUACCGUUCAGGAUAAGGACUUCAUUGGGAAGGAUUUCCUGGGUCACCUGAGCCUGUCUGUGGACCAACUCAAGGCCUUGUCAAUGAGGGGGUCACCUCAGUGGUUUCACCUGGAGAAUGCCAAGUCUGGGCAGAUUGAGCUGGGCUGUUCCAUCACCUCGUCAGACGAAAAGACACUUGAGAACAGAAACAGCAACAACAACAACAUUAUUGUGGACUUCUCACAUCCCGUUAAGACGUCCUCGACACAUGACCAAAGUCCACUCUCAAAGCUUGCCACAGGCAGUGCACAGAUUCAGAACGCCAUCAAGUCUGCAAACAGUCACCAUGGCAACAGAGGAGAUGACUCCUUUGGUUAUUCAGGAAAUGAAGGCUAUUCAUCUCUGGAGACUGACAUCAGUGGCUAUGACUCCUCCCACGUGUCUGUUGUGGACUCGUCCAUGGAAGUUCCCGCCUCCCCCACUGUGCCUGUACCAGUGAUCAACCUGCCGUCAGAGCCCAUCAGGCACACAGAGAAUGGAACACAACACAAAACAUACAUGCCAAAUGGUGGUCAUGGUGCCGGGACUGGAGAGGAUCAGCCUGACGAUGGACGGUUACAAGUACCGGAUUCUCCACCACAGAGAAGGUUGACACCUGGCAGAUCUGGCAUGAGAAUGAAGCGUUCCGUGUCUGAUGUCAACGUUAGUCAGAGUAAAGAUAAGAAAAGUCCCGCGUUUUCCACCCACCGCCUGCGACCCUCUGAAUCCGGUCAUUCAGUGCGGAGCCGUGUCUUCGGAAGACAAAGACUACAUUCCUUUGGUGGUUGGGAUAGCGUGUCUACAGCGAGCAGCGUGUUACCAUCAGAUAAGUUUUACAAGGUUCGAGGCACACUCCAUUGGGCGUCUGGACUGAGCCACUUGAAAGGGGAUGUAUACUGUAAGAUCCGAGUUGACAAUCGACGAGCACACCAUCGUACCAAGAGACUAGCCCCAGGAAAAGUGGUUGCCAAAACGCCAGUCCUGAAAGCCAGUGGUGACAGAGCCGUGUUUGAAUUCCCAUUUGAGGUGGACCAUGGGAAGGGUGUGGCUGCUGAGGGGUUAAUUAUCUUUGAUCUGAAGGAAGCCAGUAAUCGUCACUUGGCAACCAUGGGAUUCUCAUUAAAGUAUCUCCUUGGAGAAACAGACUAUGACAAGGACUUACAGCGCCACCUGUCUCUGGAGAAGGGGAUGGAAGUGGAGUUAACUCUGUCACAUAGUGAAAUGGACCCAGCCCUCUUGAAGAAGAAAUCUGGAAUGUUCAAAUCAUUAUCAUUUCGUAAAGACAAAUAAAAUGGAAAACUCUGCUAAUUUUAAAAUCUUUUUGUGGAAUAAAGAAAAUUAGUUGUGGGAGAAAUAAACAGUUGUAUAGUUUUACUGAACCAAACUUAGCUCCCUUGCAGAAACAGAUCAUGAUGGUCAUUUGAACCCAUAAUUAUUAAUAAAAUGUUAAAUGUUUAAUAUUAGUCUCCUUGGUGUCGGAAAUGAGAGACUUGUGAUCUGAUAGAUCAGAAAAGACCAAGCGCAAAAUGUCCAAAUUUGAACAUUCUUUGUAUUGUAGGUAUUGAAAUGGGGCAAUGAGUUUUUUACAACACAUGGCUGUUUGAUUUUUAUGUUGUACCUAAAGAACACAAGACCAGUUUGGUUCUUUCAAUGAAGCAUUUGCAGUACUUCAUAAUCAUUGGAAGUAUUGGGUUCUUUUGAGGAAAAAGAGUCAAACUUUCAGGUAAACAAUAUUGAACCUUCCAGUCGUUUUUCUUGAUUGUAUUCAAUGGAAGAAGUAAAAUAAUAUUAUCUUCUGUCACACUUGUGUAAAGUGUGCCUCUUACCCCACUUCUAAUCCCAGAAUGCAUUGCAAAUAAUCUCAUUCUGAACAGGAUUUGAUGUUGAUGUAGGUGAUAGACUUGAGAGAAUUUUAAAAUUGGUAAAAUAUACACAAAGGCCAUCAGAAUGUAAAAUGCUUAACAGGUAGUCUGCAUAUUUAUCUGGUCAAGGGAGUAAAUCCUGGUUAAGACAAUUUUUAUAACAUAAUUAAAGUUGCAUAUAGAAAAGUAUUUAUCUGUUUUUGCAAUUGUAGCUAAUUUCUGAGAAUCAAUAAGUAUAUGCUUUUUAUUCAAAAUGACACUGCUUUAAGAUUGUAGAUGAUCUAUUUACAUAAUAUAUGUGUAUGUAUAUUCAUAGAGAGGAAAUCAAUUUUACAUGGCUGUUUUAAACUACUGUAUUAUUAUUUUUUUAUUUUUUAUGUUAUCCGAUACUGUUAGGUGACAGUCCCUUCAUCUCUAGCAUUAGAAAUCUGGUUAAAACCAGUUAUUUAUAUAUAUCAUAUCAGACAACAUUAUCAUCUUACUCAUUAUUGAUAGUUAUUGACGCUGCAAAAUGAUGGAGAGUGUAAAUCUCCACUAUAAUGACUCUGUUAACUUAGAUGGCUUAACAUAGAUUUUAGACAUUCUUGAGGACACUUAAGUUGUUUAGAGUAAUUUGUUAAAUAAAAAUAUAAUAAAAAGAUGUUUUCAUAAAUCUCUCAAAACUUUUGCGGAAAAGGUAAUAUGAAGAUGUUUGUAUAUCAGAUUUGGAAAAUAUUCAAACACAUCAUUCAAGGCAUAUACUUUAUCUCCAGAUGAAUAUUCUGCCAACAAAAUCAUUAUAAACAUAUACAUAUCCUAAAAAUAUAUGAAUGGGAUGGUCAAAUGUGUAUAUAAAUAAUGGGAUUGAAUUUGUGCACAUGUUGAAAACAUUUUCUGUAUAUGUUUAUGAAUUGUGCCUGUGAUACAGUUUUGGAGAAACUGUCUUCAGCUGGUUUAAAUAUUAUUAUAGAUUUUAUAAAAUCUAUUUUCUAUCUCUUUUUUUUUUUGGAAUCAUGCCAUGCAGAGGUCUUAUGCAAGUGAAUCUUGUUUCAGUGUAAUAAUUUCAAUGUAUAUUUUAUUGUUGCUUGUCCUCAGUCUGUUUGAUAUUACGCUACAAAUAAAUGGUUACAAGUUAACCCUCUACUCAUUGUAAUUUGUGGAUCUACUUUCAUUUUCACUACCAGUGUUGCAUAUCAACCAACUUAUCACUGUGUACUAACUUUCUCUCCCUGCCAAAUAUCACUAUAAAGUGAGUUUGGUGUCUACAUGUCAACCAACUCAUCACUGUGUUUACUUUCUCUCCUUGCCUGAUAUCAAUGUCGAUGAGUUUGGUGUCUACAUGUCAACCAACUCAUCACUGUAUUUACUUUCUCUCCUUGCUUGAUAUCAAUGUUGAUGAGUGUGGUGUCUACAUGUCAACCAACUCAUCACUGUAUUUACUUUCUCUCCUUGCCUGAUAUCAAUGUGGAUGAGUUUGGUGUCUACAUGUCAACCAACUCAUCACUGUAUUUACUUUCUCUCCUUGCCUGAUAUCAAUGUGGAUGAGUUUGGUGUCUACAUGUCAACCAACCCAUCACUGUAUUUACUUUCACUGUCUGUUUGAUAUUAGGUGCAGAAUAUGUUGUCCACAAAACAACCAACUCUGUAUACUGUAAAUAGAUAUUUACUUUGACGCUAUACCUUAUAUUACUGUGCAGUGCUGAAUGUAUAAACACCUGUGGUAAAAGGGUGUAGACUAUACCAUUAAUACCUUUACCUCUAUCCCUAUGCUGAAUAAAAACGUUCUGUCUUCAAGGCUCAAUGACAAAUGUGUCUGACUUGAUAUGUGUUGUUAAGAUUAGUCUUGACAUGUUACCUAUAUUUUUGUUCAAAACUCAUUUGACAUUUAUCUCCCAAUACCAGGGGCAUAUUGUGACGUACUUGUAUAAUGCCGAACCUCCUAUAGCUCAAGCUGAGACAGCUGCUAAUGUUCGGAUGGGCGUCAGCUACUACAGCACGAGCUAUACCACGUACAUCAUUUGCGUUGGAAUCAUGGAUGUUCCACCCACGUGAUGACGUGCGAAAGCUGUUGUCUGUAGAAAAAUCACAAUCCGGAAGAUACAGAUGUACAAUAAUCUAUUUCCUCUUUAUGUCACUGAACAUUUGCCAACUCGUUGAAAUAAAGCCGCAACUGGUUCAGAUUUACAAAGCCU
Molecule: messenger RNA, 6495 nt
Organism: Liolophura sinensis
Lineage: Eukaryota; Metazoa; Mollusca; Polyplacophora; Chitonida; Chitonidae
Exons: 30
Coding region: 204-3752 (1182 amino acids)
Molecular function (GO): lipid binding
Source: RefSeq, a predicted model, not a curated record